This is a messenger RNA of Quercus robur (English oak), 1326 nucleotides long. RefSeq lists its product as uncharacterized. Lineage: Eukaryota; Viridiplantae; Streptophyta; Magnoliopsida; Fagales; Fagaceae. The transcript is spliced from 2 exons. Gene Ontology annotation, molecular function: polysaccharide binding. The coding region runs from base 135 to 1025 and encodes 296 amino acids. The record is from RefSeq and is a predicted model, not a curated record.
UUUCUGUACACUCACAGUCACUCACAUUGGUGCCAAAGUCACUAACCUACUCAUCAGAUUGAACUCGUUUUGCUCUUCUUUGUUCUACUACACUCUACCUACAUUACAUGAAAAUUAAAUAAAAUUGCAUCAAAAUGCAAUCUACACUAACACCCUACACCCCAUUCUUCAAGCUUCGAAUCUUAACACUACUAUUAUUACAACUUCAAAUCCUCCCUACUCUCUCUCUCUCCCCUUGCCGUACCUCCUGUGGCAACGUUGCUAUAAAGUACCCAUUUGGUCUCGACGAUGGUUGCGGCGCACCACAGUUCAGGCACAUGUUUAACUGCACCACUGACUUGUUCUUCACAACACCUUCUGGUGCCUACAAAGUCCAAUCCAUCGACUACGACAAAAAAACUAUGGUAGUAUAUGACCCAGCAAUGUCUACAUGUUCCAUUCUACAACCUCACCACGACUUUCUUAUGACGGACAUUCAAUCUGUCAUAAUACCUCCUUCACCAGACACCAUUUUUGUACUCCUCAAUUGCUCCAUUGACUCUCCUGUACUUAACCAUUACAAGAAUCUUUGUUUCAACUUUUCGGGUCACUCUUGCGACGAGCUUUAUGGUUCAUGCAAUGCUUUCAGAUUGUUCCAUUUGUUGACUAAUAGUACUCCACCAUGUUGUUUUACUGGGUAUGAUACUGUGAAGUACAUGAGCAUGAAUAUCUUGGAUUGCACGCAUUAUACUACGGUGAUUAAUAGUGAUAAUUUGAAGGGAAUAGGACCUUUGGAUUGGGUAUAUGGGAUCAAGCUUUCGUUCACUGUUGCGGAAACUGGGUGUGAAAGGUGUGCAGACUCUGGUGGCACUUGUGGGUUUGAUACUGAGACCGUGGGGUUCUCCUGCCUUUGCUCAACUUCUAUGAACGCUACUAGAGAAUGUGAUGCAGGCAGUGUUACAGAUGAGGGACACGGUCAUGCUCCGAUGUUAUUAUUCCAAGCAUUUGUUUUGAUUCUGGGGACAUUUCUGUGCAUGAAUUUAUAAUGAUGUCUCGCUGUUAUUUGAUUUUGAUUUUUUUUUGGGUUGUGGGGAGAGAGAGUUGGGCUUGGGCGCAAACAAUUUGUAAUAUCUUUUUGGACCUAUUGAGAACAUGCUUUGCUUGGGUUUUGCAAUCUUUCCAAAUAGCAAAGGUAGCUAGCAGAAGGGAAUUCGCAUGAAUUUACUAUGACUUCCCUACUCGAUUUGUACAUUUUUAUGUUGUUUCUCAUACAAGGCUGGGAACUCUGUGGGAGAAACUCAUCACCAAAAUGUCAUAAAUAACUGUGUUGAAAUUUGCGCUUCAGAA